Molecule: messenger RNA, 2871 nt
Organism: Cryphonectria parasitica EP155
Lineage: Eukaryota; Fungi; Ascomycota; Sordariomycetes; Diaporthales; Cryphonectriaceae
Exons: 5
Coding region: 1-2850 (949 amino acids)
Biological process (GO): transmembrane transport
Cellular component (GO): membrane
Molecular function (GO): ABC-type transporter activity; ATP hydrolysis activity; ATP binding
Source: RefSeq, a predicted model, not a curated record
AUGGCUCGAGAGGUCGGCUGGGGCCGCUCGGGCUUUGCCAUUGCACAAGCUCUUCUCCUGCAGGCCCAGGUGUUGUAUCCCUUCUUCCUCCUACUGGCCUUUGGAGUCAUUUUCGCGGUUCAUAGUGUGAUCGCGUCACGACGACAAGAAGAUAUUGAGCCCCCCACCGCUACAGGCCCAGGUGGCAAGCCCCUGCCCGUCACCAGGAUAAAGGUCGAGAAGUCUGAGGCUCUCGACGCUGCAGCUACAGACUUCUCACCGCGCGCCUCCCUCUGCUUCAAGGCCGGCACUGCUGUGGUUGUGCUCACCUUUGUCGCACAUGUGGCACACAUUGUCCUUCAGUGUAUCCAGGCAGGUUGGUCCAAGACUGACCGGUUCUCCAACGAUGAGCUUCUCGUAUACAACCUGGGCGGCAUCUUCUUCUGGCAGUACAUCGAAUUCUCGCUGUUUGGAAAGAAGCUGGACAAGCCGAACCCCAUCCACUUCACAGUCUGGUGCAUCGGACUUGCAUACGAAUUGAUCCUCCUCCUCCUCGCCUUCCUUGUGGUCCCCAACGGCAGUGGCAGACUUCACAAGUUGACCUCGAAUAGCAGCAGCAGCAGCAACAGCCCUCUGGAGCUGCGCGACACCAACUCGAACCGGAAACCAAUCCCGGCCGACGCCACAUUUCUCUCCGUCUUAGUCAUCCGCACCUGCACGCUGACUGGAUUGGUCGUCCUCUACGUCUGCCUCCGCGGCCUCACAAGAACAUUUCAUUGGUCUUCGACGACGGACGCCCUGGCCAGUAGUGCUGACGAAGCUACGCCGCUGCUGAAUGGUGGUGGUCAUGCGACGGGCCACGAGGCUAACGUCCACGCGCUGGCGAACGGUCAUGCGAACGGCGGCGGCGGUGCGGCCGAGUUUGCCUUCUACCGCCCAGAGAAGCUGCCUCACCGCUCCUGGUGGGAGUACCUGCGUGGCUACCGCGUCUUCUUCCCCUACCUGUGGCCCGCGAACGAACCCAGGCUCCAGCUGCUGGUGCUGGUCUGCUUCAUCCUCGUGGUCCUGCAGCGUGCCGUCAACGUCCUGGUACCCAUCCGCCUGGGCAUCCUGGUCAACGCCCUGGCCGAAGCCUCCAAGACGGGCAGUGCUGCCAUGCCGUGGCGGGAGCUCGUCAUCUUCCUGAGCCUGAAGCUGAUGCAGGGCCCGUCGGCCAUCCUCGGCUCUCUCCGCUCCAUGCUGUGGAUCCCCGUCACCCAGCACUCGUACAUCUCGCUGCAGACGGCAGCCUUCGAGCAUGUCCACUCGCUCUCGCUGGAUUUCCACCUCGGAAAGCGGACCGGCGAGCUGCUAUCUGCACUCAACAAGGGCGGCUCCGUCAACCAGUUCCUCGAGCAGACCACCUUCCAGGUAGCCCCGACCCUGCUGGACCUCUUCGUCGCUAUCGGCUUCUUCUGGGUCGAAUUCGGUCCCAUCUAUGCCCUCUGCGCCACCAUCAUCACCUUCUCUUACCUCGUCCUGACCAUCAACAUGGCGUCGACCAGGGCCGACCAAAGACGCGACAUGGUCAACGCCGACAGGGAGGAGGAGGCUGUGAAGAACGACUCCAUCACCGCCUACGAGACUGUCAAAUACUUCAACGCUGAGCCCUUUGAGUUUACUCGCUACCGAGGUGCUAUCAAGACCUUCCAGAACGCCGAGGCGAGGGUCACGGCCGGCAUGAACAUGAUGAACAUGUGCCAGACCGUCGUCUUCGUCAGCGGUAUGCUGAUUGUCAUGACCAUUGCGGCGUACGAGGUGGUCAUUGGGCGCCGCGACAUGGCGCAGUUCAUCAUGGUCAUGACAUACCUGACCCAGCUGCAGGGGCCGCUCAACUUCUUUGGGUCCUUUUACCGCACAGUCCAGCAGGCCAUGAUCUCGGGAGAGCGUCUGCUGGAGCUCUUCAAGAUUCAGCCCAACAUGAACGACAAGCCCGGCGUCCCACCCCUUCAGGACUGCCAGGGACACAUCCGGUGGAAGAAGGUGGACUUCGACUACGCCAACAGUCCGGCACUGAGGGAUUUGUCUUUCGAAUGUCGACCUGGCACUACCACGGCUUUCGUUGGUGAAUCGGGGGGCGGCAAAUCGACCAUUUUCCGUCUCAUGUUUCGGUACUACAACACCAAGGAGGGCAACAUCGAGAUCGAUGGCCGAGAUGUUAAGGACCUGACCAUCGACUCGGUGCGUAAGGCGAUCGGUGUCGUGCCCCAGGAGACGAUCCUGUUCAACGAGACCAUCAGAUACAAUCUCAAGUACGCCAACCAGGACUGUACCGACGAGGAGAUCUUCGAAGCCUGCCGGGCAGCAAGCAUCCACGACCGCAUCAUGUCAUUUCCGGAUGGCUACGAGACCAAGGUUGGAGAGCGCGGCAUGCGUCUCAGUGGUGGCGAGAAGCAGCGCAUUUCCAUCGCUCGCACCAUCUUGAAGAAGCCCAAAAUCAUUUUGCUGGACGAGGCGACGUCGGCCCUUGAUUCCGAGACCGAGCAGCAGAUCCAGGGCAAGCUCUUCCAGAACAAGGAGCUGGGCGAGGGCAAGACCAUGUUGAUCAUCGCGCACCGACUCUCCACCAUCACCCAUGCGGAGCAGAUUCUUGUUCUCCACCGGGGCCGCAUCGUCGAACGCGGAACCCACGAUGAGCUGAUCACUAAAGAAGGCAGGUACUUCGCCAUGUGGCAGAAACAAGCCAAGGCUGAAGAGGCCGCCAAAGCUGCGCUUGCAGCCAAGCAGCAGGCUCGGAGGGCUAUGCGAGAAGCCCUUCUGUCCGCUGGGAAGGACAGUAGCGAUGAACACUCAGACGAUGAUACCGACAGCAGCAGGCAAGAAGGCAAAUGACGAGUAUGUUUUAUGCGUCGG